Messenger RNA from Perkinsus marinus ATCC 50983, 531 nucleotides. RefSeq lists its product as hypothetical. The record is from RefSeq and is a predicted model, not a curated record. Lineage: Eukaryota; Perkinsozoa; Perkinsida; Perkinsidae. The annotation marks the transcript as partial. The transcript has a single exon.
AUGGGUCGCAUCAAAAAUCAGUAUAUGAAGCUCCUUGAAGAGAAUCGGCUAUUGCGUAUAAAACUGGAGAAAGUAGCUCAGCAGAGCACAGAUGGGAGAUCCCCUAUGACGUAUAAGGAUGCCCUCUACGCUAAUCAGGGUCAUCUAGGCCUUGGAACUGUGAAAGCUGGGAGAGUCCUCAAGCCUCCGAAGCAGAACCAAAUCAAAACUUUGGUUAUCAAACCGAAUGACCUCCCACACGAAGAAGAACGCAGGAAGGAGUCACUCGCGCAGCUCAAGGACAGCAUCGACAGAAAGCUAUGUAAUUUCAGGAUAGACAGGAUUGUCAGACGCAGGGACGAUAUCAUUGUGAGAGCUCCCCUGAAUCAAGUGGACAUGACGACAGUUCUCGGGGAGUUGGGCAGUAUCGACGGCAUACAGGCGAGACCACAAAGUAGACUAUCUCCCGAGGUUCUGAUAUACAAGGAUGAAUUUGUUGGAGAGAAAGAAGAUUUAAAGGCCCAGGCAAAAAGCUUACAGAGGGAGUUAAAU